Molecule: messenger RNA, 2487 nt
Organism: Meleagris gallopavo (turkey)
Lineage: Eukaryota; Metazoa; Chordata; Aves; Galliformes; Phasianidae
Gene: RLBP1
Product: retinaldehyde binding protein 1
Cellular component (GO): membrane
Molecular function (GO): phosphatidylinositol bisphosphate binding
Source: RefSeq, a predicted model, not a curated record
CGUCCCUAGUGUAUCAGUGAGUUCGAAUCCCGCGUGCGGUGCGGGAUGCGAGCUGGUGGGGGCGAUCCCCGGGCACAAAGCGCCCAUUGAGGUCUCACUCGCAGAGCCGUCCCUGCCACUGCGAAGGGUUUCACGUGGGCACGAUCCGCUGGCGCCAGGCCGGGCACGGGGCACGAGGGGCCCUGUGCAGCGUUAGCAAUCUCUAAAUCCGCGUGUUACAAAACAUGCCUUGUGUAAGCCCCUUCCUCCACUCCCCAAAUCCCCAGAGCGGCGGGAGAGCGGCCAAGGCCUGGCCUCAAUGGGCUCCUGUUCUCACUUCCCAUCGCAGCUUCACCCACAGGUCUGGGGAGCACCAAGCCCACAAAGACACCCCAAAGGCCCCAUUUGGCCACCAUCCCCACGACUCUCCCCCAUGUUGUGCCCACAUGCCAAGGGCUGUCUGCUCUCCAACACGGGGAUCACUGGAAGCUCCACCUGUGGUCCGCAUCCCACCACCACCAUCCCUGCACCCUCACCCGGCUCCUGGGGCCGCUGCAGGGGGUGGCACGCUGCCCACCCCCGGCCCCGCACUAAUGAGCACAGUUACACAAUGGGAAGCUUUUAUACACCCUUAAUCAGGCCCAGCAUCCCGCCCCUCCGCGCGCCCUCCGGCCCUCCUGCUCCCUCCUUCCCUCUCCCCAUCAGCCUUUUGGAAGGCUUUAGUGGGGUUUCCUGCCUGCUUUAUGCGGACUUAAUGAUAAAGCUGCGGUGAGUUGAUGCCUUGUGACGGCCUAAUCCCAACCCGGUGACUCUACAAAGCUUUCGCUGGGAUUUCGUGCUGCUCCACUCCGCUCCUGCUGCCCAGCCCCGCUCCAGCAGCCCCCAGGCCCUCAACCUCCACGGACGGUUUGGCAUUCCCUGACCCUGCAUACUGCAGCUGAUCAAGGCUAAAAGAAGACAUGUCUGCUGUUACGGGGACCUUCCGCAUUGUCUCAGAAGAGGAGCAGGCACUGCGCACCAAACUGGAGCGCCUCACCACCAAGGACCAUGGUCCUGUUUUUGGGAGGUGCCAGCAGAUCCCCCCUCACACCCUGCAGAAGGCAAAAGAUGAGCUGAAUGAGACGGAGGAGCAGAGAGAGGCAGCAGUCAGAGCGCUGCGGGAGCUGGUGCAGGAGCGGGCCGGCAGCGAGGAUGUCUGCAAGGCAGUGGCUGAGAAGGUGCAGGGGAAGGAUGAUUCCUUCUUCCUCCGCUUCAUCCGUGCCCGCAAGUUUGAUGUGCACAGGGCCUACGACCUGCUGAAAGGCUAUGUGAACUUCCGCCAGCAAUACCCCGAACUCUUUGACAACCUGACCCCCGAGGCCGUGCGCAGCACCAUUGAGGCGGGCUACCCCGGCAUCCUGGCCAGCAGGGACAAAUAUGGGCGGGUGGUGAUGCUCUUCAACAUCGAGAACUGGGACUAUGAGGAGAUCACCUUCGAUGAGAUCCUUCGUGCCUACUGCGUUAUCCUGGAGAAACUGCUGGAAAAUGAAGAGACCCAGAUCAAUGGGUUCUGCAUCAUUGAGAACUUCAAAGGCUUCACCAUGCAGCAGGCAUCAGGAAUCAAACCCUCUGAGCUCAAGAAGAUGGUGGAUAUGCUACAGGACUCCUUCCCAGCGCGGUUCAAGGCUGUCCACUUCAUCCACCAGCCCUGGUACUUCACCACUACCUACAACGUGGUCAAACCGUUCCUGAAGAGCAAACUGCUGGAGAGGGUGUUCGUGCACGGCGAGGAGCUGGAGUCCUUCUACCAGGAGAUCGAUGCUGACAUACUGCCAGCAGACUUCGGUGGCAACCUGCCCAAGUACGACGGCAAAGCAACUGCAGAGCAGCUCUUUGGGCCCCGCAUUGAAGCUGAAGAUACGGCACUUUAAGUCAGGGGCUGCUCCCCUUCCCCUGUAAAAUAAGAUCAGAGGUGGUCCCCUAACCCCAACCAUCUCCAUACCGUAGCAAUGGAUGAGUGACUGCUCUGGAUGUGUUGCUCCGUGUCUGUUUCUGUCCCCAAACCUGGCAGCAGGCUGCCUGGCAGCGGCUGGGAUGCAGCGAGCAUGUGCCUUGCUCUGCUCCAGCCUUAGCCUUUACUUCUGUGGGGCAAUACAGCCAGAGAACACUGUCUCCACAGCCAGCUCUAUGCGCCCACAGUUGGUCACUGGGGAGCAGCACAGCCAGAGGAUGCCACUGCAGAAGCCCCUGCCAGGGGCUGGCUGAAACGUGUAUGCAGAGAAAUAAAGAAGAAUUUAACAACAGUGUGUCUCAGACCUGGGUCAGUGGUUCUGUUACAGCGCUAUCAAAACCAAGCAGUGGCACAGGCAGAGGUGAGCGCCCAAUUCUUGCUAUGCAGGGCAGCCAGGGAGGAAGAACAGCAGCCACUGAGGGCAGGAGGUGAACGCUAACCACAGAACAGUGGAAGACACACAGAAUGUACCCUCCUAAAUCCUCUAAAAGCCUUAACUAAGCUGCCUCUCCUAGCAC